AUGAAGCUCCGAUUGGUCGCUGCCAUUGACAGCAAGGUGACGGCGGCCAUGAGCGAGCUUCAAGACAAGGUGCUCGCCGCGAUGCACCAGCAAGACGCCGCGAUCAACGCCAGCGUCGACAAGCUGUGUUCGACGCUCCCAAACGAAUUCCGCAGCUUGCACCAAGGCCAACUUUCGCUCGCCGAGCAUGUGACGACGGAGCGCGUCGCGAUGGCCGCGACAAUGCAAAUGGGACGUGUGAUAAGGAGAUCCAAGAACCGAUUAUUUCGGCGUCCGACGUCCGGCUCACAGAAGCAAUGCUCGAUGCUCGACGGCAAGCCGGCGCCCAAGGCGUUUCGGGGCGCGGUGUACGUGUACAUCAUGGACCGCUUUGUCAAGAAGCCGAUUCUGCAAUUCGAGGGCCAUCUCGAGCAUCUUGGGAAGGGCGCCAGCGUUAUCCAGCUGGACAUGGUCUCGACCGAGUCCCGUGAAGGUCACCGCCGUCGCAAGGCGCUCAUGACGGCCACCGUCCGCAACUACGUCCACCUCGCGCACAUUAACUUCCGAUAA
Molecule: messenger RNA, 549 nt
Organism: Saprolegnia diclina VS20
Lineage: Eukaryota; Oomycota; Saprolegniomycetes; Saprolegniales; Saprolegniaceae
Exons: 3
Coding region: 1-549 (182 amino acids)
Source: RefSeq, a predicted model, not a curated record